Molecule: messenger RNA, 783 nt
Organism: Pseudopodoces humilis (Tibetan ground-tit)
Lineage: Eukaryota; Metazoa; Chordata; Aves; Passeriformes; Paridae
Source: RefSeq, a predicted model, not a curated record
AUGGCGGAGGAGGGGAAGGGGGGCGGGUACAGCGAGCACGAUGACCGCGUCGGUGGCCGGGGCUUCCCGGGGCGGCGGCGGAAGGGCCGGGGGCCGUUCCGGGGGAAGAUGUACAGCGAGGUGAACCCCCGGAGCCGCCCCCGCCGCGCCCGCACCGACGAGGACGACGGAGACGUUCCCAUGGCCGAGCCUCACGAUGGACCCCGCGGGCGGUACGUUCCGUACGCGCCGCGCUCCGGCCGCCUGGCCAACAUCAACAUCACGGUGAAACGGGAGCCCGGGGAGCGCGGGGGCGGCUCCGGCAGGGACGGCGGCAGGAGGAGCUGGUUCAAAAUCACGAUCCCGUACGGGAAGAAAUACGACAAGUCCUGGCUGCUGAGCUCCAUCCAGAACCUCUGCAGCGUCCCCUUCACCCCCGUCGAGUUCCACUACGAUCACAACCGGGCCCAGUUCUACGUGGAGGACGCGACCACGGCCAGCGCCCUCAAACAGGUGUCCAGGAAAAUCACCGACAGGGACAACUACAAGGUGCGGAUCCGGGGGAUCCGGGGGGAUCCGGGGGAUCCGGGGGGAUCCGGGGGGUCCAGGGGGAUCCGGGGGGUCCAGGGGGAUCCGGGGGGCACUGUGGGAUCCGUGGGAUGGAAUGGGAUCCGUUGGCUGCAGUCUCUCAACCUGGGCUCCAACCGACUGUUCCGUCUGGACGAUCUGGCCGAGCUCCCCCUCAAGGCCCCGCGGCUCAAAGUGCUCGACCUGUCCCGGAACGAGGUGGGGACGGAGACCCCA